Megalobrama amblycephala (Wuchang bream) is the source of this 5763-nucleotide messenger RNA. RefSeq names its product histone deacetylase 11 (gene hdac11). NCBI's taxonomy places the organism in Eukaryota, Metazoa, Chordata, Actinopteri, Cypriniformes, Xenocyprididae. Bases 229 to 1356 code for a protein of 375 amino acids. Gene Ontology annotation, molecular function: histone deacetylase activity. The record is from RefSeq and is a predicted model, not a curated record. The transcript is spliced from 18 exons.
GGAGCGCAGCAGCCCUUCAGGAAGGGAGGAACUACAAGCAGACUAUAUUAAACAUGCGCACAAUCCUCUUGUCUGCAAAUGUUUAAGAGAAACAACAAUAAUAUCCAUUAAGAGGAUGGUUGAAUGUGUUUUGUUCAUAAUAAACGCCUAGACGACGAAUAAUUUCACCGUAGAAAUAAGAGAAAUAUAAAAUGGCUGGCAGCUGAAAUUUGACAUGCUGUGGCCACAAUGUCCAAAAAAGAAGAUUCAGGAGGAAAGAAAGGUUCCCACCGAACUGAACUUUACGCAGAGGUCCCUGCGUCAUGCCUGCCUAUUGUCUAUUCCCCAGAGUACAACAUCACCUUCAUGGGUCUGGAAAAGCUGCAUCCCUUUGAUGCUGGCAAAUGGGGCAAGGUCAUUCGGUUCUUGAAAGAAGAGCAGUUCAUCACCGAUGAGAUCAUCGUUCCAGCCCGGGAGGCCAGCGAGGCAGAUCUUCUUGUGGUUCAUACUACACGUUACCUGAACAGACUCAAGAACGCUAUCUUGGAGGGCUCCAGAGAGUGGUCUCUGGUAGUUGCCACCAUCACAGAAAUCCCACCUCUCCUGUUUCUGCCCAACUUCCUGGUGCAGCGCAAAGUUCUGAAACCUUUGCGAACGCAAACGGGAGGAACCAUUAUGGCUGGAAAGCUGGCAAUGGAUCGAGGAUGGGCAAUAAAUGUGGGAGGAGGCUUCCACCACUGCUCUAGUGACAAAGGCGGAGGUUUCUGUGCCUAUGCUGACAUCACACUUGCAAUCCAGUUUCUCUUUGAGAGGGUGGAGGGAGUUGCCAGGGCCACCAUCAUCGAUCUAGACGCUCAUCAGGGAAAUGGCCACGAGCGGGAUUUCCUGGAAGACAGACGCGUUUACAUAAUGGAUGUCUAUAAUCGCCACAUCUAUCCAGGAGAUGGAUAUGCAAAGAGGGCGAUUAAACGAAAAGUGGAGCUGGACUGGGGCACAGAAGACAUGGAGUAUCUACAGAAGGUGGAGCUCCAUUCAGAAGGGGCGCUGAAUGAAGUACGGCCUGACAUUAUCAUAUAUAAUGCAGGCACGGACAUCCUUGAUGGAGACCCUCUGGGAGGUCUGGCUAUAUCCCCACAGGGUAUCGUAAAGAGAGAUGAGAUCAUCUUCAGGGCAGCCCGGCGGCGAGGAAUACCCAUCCUUAUGGUGACAUCAGGGGGAUACCAGAAGAAGACCGCCCGCAUCAUCGCUGACUCCAUCCUGAAUCUGCACAGACAGGGUUUGAUUGGUGAAGAGGCUGGUGAGGGUGCGGGACCCUCACAUGUGCCGUUUAUGAUGACCAAAUCUGUCUCAUCAGGGGCCGUGUUGGCUGCCAUUUAAAUUCCUCUGAUCUCUGGUCAAGUGUGUCAAACACGCUGUUAAUUUACCUAAUGCAAAAAUUUUGAACUAAUAUAUAAUGUUCUGGACAGGGGUGGUUUUGAUCGAGAUUGACUCAGGAUAGCUUCCGUAGUUCAUUGUUUUGAACUAUUUAACUCGUAUGUUGCAUUUUUUGUGAUAGUUUUAGAAUUAAAUUUAAAGAUUGGGUAAUAUUUUCAAUUUUUCCCUCAUUUCUUAAAGGGGGUUUAAUGCAAUGCUUGUUUGCACGUUCAAUUUUUAGAGGAAUAGAUUUCUCAGUAAUGAAUUCUGCCAUCAUUUUGCUCACCCUCAUUACAAAUCCACUCAGUUUUAUUAUACGGAAAUGCAUGUAUCUCAUUUUGUGUUUCACUGAAGAAAGUUGGAACGACAGAAUUUUCAUUGUUGGAUGAGUUAUCCCUUUAAACAUUUUUCACUGGUGCUCACAGAUUAUUGGAAGGGAAUUGAUUUCUUAUUCAUUUAAAAAGAGAAAAUCUAUGAUUGAAUGUUGCGCAUACAUACAUCCUCUAGAAAUCCCUAGUGUGAGAUACACAAGAAAAAUUUGCCGCAUGAUUUUAUUGAGCAAUUUGUGGCAGCUCUCUCGAACACUAAUUAGAUUUAUUCAAUAUUAAAUUAUGGCAUUAUGAAUCAAUUUUGGAUUCAUUACAGAUUCCUCAUUGUGUCAACCUGCUCUGCUAUAACGCCUUAAAAUAUUCUGUGAAAUUAAAUGGAAGUUGCAUUUAGAGAUGUGCUUUUGGGACCCGUUCGUUUUAGCAGCACGAGGAAUUCUCAUUUGUGUGCAUCAGCAGGUGGACCACUGUCAGUCAUACAGCUUUCUAUCAUAUUACACCUGGCAGGCUUUUGAAAUGUCUUCAGGCUGAGGCCGGGGCUCUCUCUAUUAGGAAAUGAAACUCUUCAUUGGAAAGUCUGAGAGACAUUGCAGUUGGUUACCAGUGUCACUUCUAAAGCCAUGAUCUUGUCUGGCUCAAUUUAACAAAAUGGUUCCUGUCAUCUAGAGAAUAAAUAAGAGAUGAUGACUUUGUUUUUGUUUUUUUAUUCCCCAGAUUUUGAAUUCUAGUGUGACGUUGUGAAGAUUCUCAGUUUUUUGCAACAGGUUUUAUGUUCUGUGAUUUUAUUUUUAGACAUCAUGUGUAGAACAGUGUGCAAUUUUUACUCAAUGAGUUUAUUACUCCACACAUAUUUGCCAUUGGAUUUGUCACUUUAUUGGCAUAUUGAGCUGUGAGUUUACUUGAAGAUAUGGUUCACCCAGAAAUGAUCUGUCAUCAUUUAUUUACCCUUAUGUCUUUCCAAAUCUGUUUGACUUUUUUUUCUUUUUUAUGUGGGACACAUAAAGUAUGGAGCCUCUAAAGGGACCUGGUGAUGGAAAAAAAAAUAUGAUAUGGUCGAGAAAUAUAUAUAUUUCUAUGCUUUUGCGUUCACUCAUGAAACUUGAAACUUUUGUUUUCCCCCUGAGAAAAACUGGUGAUGGAAAUAAUAUGAGAGGGCAGGAAAAACUAUUUUUUUCAGGGAAGCGCAAAAGUUUUGCAAGCAAACGCCAAGUUUCUAGUGGGAAUGCAAAAUUAUGUGAGUAAAGCAUUGAAAUAUAAUUUUUCUUCUCAUAUUUUUUUCAUUAUCCACCGUCACUGUAUAGAACAGAGCAGCAUGAACAUUCUCCAAAAUAUCUCCUUUUGUGUUCUGCAGAAAAAAAUCAAACAAGUUUGAAACAACAUAGGGGGACUUUUAAUGAGCUGUCACUUUUAUUUAGUUUUAUUUCAAGCUCAAGGUUGGUAUUCAGAGGAUUGUCUUUGUAAGGAGCGAGUAAUGAGUCAUGAACUUUGUGUAAGGCACUUAUACUCCGGUUGCAGGGGUAAUUGUCAUGGCUCUGAUCUCUUGAAUGAAAGUCAUACUGGUGUAAGUGGCCCUCCAGACCUUUCUGCACUAAACUGCUCGUGAAGCACAGAAUAAUAUAAAAACAUUGCUCUGUUUGAGCAUCUCGACCAUCCCUGCAUAGCAAAGUUGCAUCAACCAAUGGCAUGAUUUUUGUGGUGAGAUUAUAGUUUUGUGUGGCUAGUGGCAGAUGGGGAGAAUGUUUGAUGGUGCUAGUGGUACAGGAACUACACACAAAACCUUUAAGCGUAAUUUAACAUGUAAUUCUUCAAAUCCACUGAAAUAGUAUGAUUGUUGUUAUUUAUUUUGUGAUUUGUUUUUGUUUACAUUGAUACCUCCCAUUCCACGUAUCCCGGUGUGAGACUUUAAAUAGCGGGUUAUAAAAGAUAACUAAUUUGGUAAGGUGUUUACUCUUUUGGGAAUGGCAAAAUUUGAGUUAUUAAUUUUUUUUUAGGUCUUGGGUUAAAGUUAUGAGUCUGAUAUUGCACUAGGGAGCUGGAGGGAUCUUGGUAAUGGACACUAAUGAGUUUAGUAGGGCUCUUUUUGUCCCUUUCCUUUCUUUUUCUUUUUAAUGAAAGCCGUCAAAAGGAUGUGUAUGGAGGUCACUUGAAAGACGUGAACCCUUUAGGUCUUGCCAGCAGUUUAAUGGAUCCGUACAUGAAAAGGACCACUGUGGUCCUGCUUGAACAAAUGACUUGGCUUACUGAUGAGUAUUUCAUGUGCAUAGAUCUAAAAGGUUUGGUUAAUAACAUUGCAUAACAGUGAUUUUUCUGUAUGAACACUAGCACUUGUGAUUUUUGCCAUUUUAUGAAUAUUCAUUUAAUUCCUUUGUUUUGAAUUAUUUUUGAAAUGAAAUUAGGCUACUUACAAAUUAAUUAGUACUCUUAUUUAACUCAUUAAUCAUAUCAAUGUCUAUUUAAACAUGUGUUUUCUUGUAAAGAAAUACUUAAGCACUUGGAUAAUAUACAGUACAUUUAUACAUAAAUCUAUAGAGAUGGUGGUUUGUUAACAUCUAACAAAUGUGCCAAAUUUUUCAUGUUGUGUUUAUGUUCUUUUGUACCUGCACUUUUUAUUUAAUGCCAUUUUUAUGUAAGAACAGGGAAAAUAAAUCAAUUCUAACAAUGCAAUUACCGAAGACCUCAUGUUUAUUGUAUACUAUGUCUGUUAAUACUUAUGAUUUAUAUGACUUUUUUCCAUCAGCGUGACAUCUUCAAACACCUGCUGGUUUAUUGUUUGAAAUCCUCGCCACAACCAUAGAAGAUUAAUGUUGAAAGCGAGUGCUGAGCGGUGGGACAAAUGUGCUGUAUUAUUCAUCAUCUCUGCUUUCAGUCUCUUUGUUUGCAGUGCAAAAGCAGAUAUAAUCUGUUUAUACUGACGAUUCAGUAUGUGUGUUCCCAGGGAAUCAAACCCACGACCUUGGCGUUGCGAGUGGCAGUUGAGCUGAAUGCCCAUGAAGUGGAUAUUCUUUCAGAUGAGGGUGUGAUCCUGGGUUGGUUGUUGCAGAUUGAUGUCAAAAUGAUUGGAACAGCUGGGUCUUCUAACCGGGCUUGACGCCAACUCUCACACAUCAGCUCUCAAAAGACAGUCCAUCACCCUUGAUAAGUGGCACCUGGAUGAGACCUGGAGUGCAGAGAUUCAGUCUGCGAGAGCUAUUAUUAAAAUCCUGUCUGGGGGACUUUCCUGUUGGCCAACAAUGACGUGUAUCUUGUUUUCUCCCAGCAUUUAGAUGUCUCCAGAUGGACAUGCAUUAUUCAACAGGACUGCAAUAUGAACAGUGGACCAGCAGGUGGCUGCAGGAGGCGUGUGUGUAUGUGGACCGCAGUCUCACGCAGCACAUGCUUCUUUGAGCAGUUGCUCCAUAUGGGCAGAUUCGAGAUCAGUUUAUCUCCUCAGGCCAGUAAUGCACUUGGUGGAGGACAGAGCUGAGGGACUUUUCUGAGACCAGAAAUCACUUGUGUCAUGGGAGUACUACGCUGCAGAAGAGGCGUUGGCUGUAGGAUAUUAGAGCUGCAGAAUUCCAAGGAGAAAUAUCCAAACGUUCCGUGAUCUCCUAUUGUGAUGGUUGGCUCAACUCGAGAGAGACGCCUUUCUUUUUUGCCAGAUAAACAUUCUCCACCAUCACUAUAAAUUAAUGAAGUCUGCACAAUUGGGUGGAGACGGCUUCCAGCGUCCUUUUUUGUAGCUGAAAAAUACGAUACUUUCAAAAUGAAGGGAUGACUGCGAUGGAAAAAGCAACAGAGGCUGCGGCACUGCAGGCUCACAGACUCACAGACCUUCAGACACAGCUUUCAUCAUUAAAGACCCAUCAGAGCCCGUGAACGGCCCUUACCUCUGGAUAAAACCCAAAUAAUAAUCAAUCAAAAGGCCGACCGGCCAAGACACACAAACACAAAGCCCCUGUUUUCCCACAGAGAGCAGAGAACUCAUGCCUUGAAGCUCUUGCAGUCUGUGGAGGAAUUCCUGGCAAGACAAGACAGAAAUCGAAACCUGCCGCUCAAAGAAUUGAAG